CGAACUGUGACAAAAUUUAUGUUUCGUACAUGAUCGACGCAGGAUUUAGAGAACAGUUUUAUUUUGACAUGCCAUUUCCUUUCGAACGAUACGUAUGACGAACGAUAAAAGAUAAUAACCAAAAUUUACAUUCAACGAGUAAUUGAGAACAGAUGGUUUAUCAACGUGGAAAUCAGAGGGAUGGUUCCCCACAUUAUGUCUUUUUAUACUCUGAUGAUGAAAACAGUGGAGAUGAAGACAAUAUACCUCUACAACAACGUAAUAGAUCUACAUCAUUGCCACGUAAAGUGGAAGUGAUAAAUGUUCUAUUGAAAUCAGAGGAUACAUUGCAAGCUUUGGCAUUGCGGUACAGAUGCACGAUCUCUGAAUUGAAGAGGAUAAACAAGAUUCACAAAGAAAAUGAAAUACAUGCAAGACGCUUUAUUAAAGUACCUAUUCAACCAUUUUCUAUAUUGACUGAGACAUUAGAACAGAAUCAAAGUGUGAAACAGGCAGGCCAAAGUGAAGUAAGUAUAUCUACUGGUGAAGAAAUAGAAAAUGCAAUGAUGAAAGGCCCAUUAUUAGAUCUGAUGAAAAAUCCAGUUACAACUGAAUUGCCAAAGGCUGAGAUUAAUACAAUUAUAUUAAAUUCAGUUUGUGAACCCUUGUCAUCUUACAACAACAGUAAUUCUUUAGAAAUUACCAGUUCAGAGUGUGAUCAAUUGCUUACCUCAGUAGAGAAUAAAACAAACAACUCUCAUUUGACAGAUUCAUUUAAAUGUUCUGGAGAUGACUGUGGAUUAUCAUGGACUCAGCUCCUUGGAUUUUCCUUAUUAUUAGGUUUUGCAGGUCCUAUUAUAUAUAUACUUUACAUUGCUGAAUUUUCUUCUAAAAAUCAUUCAAUUGCUAAUCAUUAG
This is a messenger RNA of Habropoda laboriosa, 896 nucleotides long. Its product is annotated as lysM and putative peptidoglycan-binding domain-containing protein 3. Lineage: Eukaryota; Metazoa; Arthropoda; Insecta; Hymenoptera; Apidae. Bases 153 to 896 code for a protein of 247 amino acids. The transcript has 3 exons. The record is from RefSeq and is a predicted model, not a curated record.